Molecule: messenger RNA, 2130 nt
Organism: Prorocentrum cordatum
Lineage: Eukaryota; Dinophyceae; Prorocentrales; Prorocentraceae
Source: the annotation of a GenBank genome assembly
AUGGCAUUUUGGCAGCAGUCUUGUUGGUGUUGUCCCAAUAAACAGUGUAAGUUCAAGUACAACUACGAGUGGCGUGAUCACUGCCUCCGCUGUGGCAAGGAGAAAGGCGGCCCAAGUCAGCGCGUGGUCCAGCCCCGCGGUGUCUGGGCUGGUGGCGUCUCCCCCUCCGUGCGUGCGCCCAAGCCGAAAGGACCUCCGCCCCUCACCGAUGCGCAGGUCCGAGCCAACGCCGCCAUGGACCCCGCCGCGUAUGAGGCCGUGGCGGACACGCUCAGCCAGUCGGCGCGGGAUCGCAUCCAGCACCAGCGGGGCCUCCUCUCAGGCGAUCCGCAGCUGGUGUCGAGGGCAGCGCAGAAGGAAAGUGAUGUGCUCACGGAUCGGCUUGGCAAGGUGCAAAAGCAGUACGACAAGGCGCAGGAGAACCUGCACCGUGCCGUACGCUGGGCUGCAGAGGUUGGCGCUGAGCUCGAGGAGCUCCAGCAGCAGCAGAAGGAGGCUGCCGCGCGCGGGGCAGCGGCCCUUGCACAAGUGGGCGGCACGGCCGCCGCCGCGCCUGGCACGCCGCCUGGUCAGUGCGACGGGCUGCUCCAGCAGGCGCGGCUGCUUGGCGACGCCGAGCUCGAGGCCAAGCUCACGGAGGUGGUGCCCAGCCUGGCGCCGCCAGCGCGGGCCUCCAUUCGGGAUGCGGCCUCGCGGCGGCAGGGGCAGCGGGCGCAGGGCAGCCUGCGCCCCCUCCUGCAGCUUCUGUGGGUGGCGCUGACCCUGAUGAGCGCGCCCGUGCAUGGGCAGCCCGACACGAGAAGAAGCUGCUCGAGCACGCCUGGGCUUGAGCUGCUCAGGCGAUCCGAUGAAUGGUAUGAUUGUGACUUGGCGCUUGUGCAGGAGCACAAGGUGCCGCAGCAUCAGCGUGACGCGCAGGAGCAGGCGUUGCGCAAGACAGGCUGGAAGGCAGCCAUCAACCCCGCCGUCCGCGCUGGUGCCGCUGGUGGCGCCUCUGACAGCCUGGCGGGCUUGUCUGGUGGUACCUUGAUUGCCACGCCUGUUCGCUAUGGGCUCAGCCAGCUGGAGGGCCUCCCGCACUACGUGUGCCCAGCCAGGGCUUCGCUGCUGCAUCUGAGCCACGGUCCGAACGGGGGCUUGCUUGUUGGCACCAUGUACUUGCACGACUCUGAAGACCUCAGUGAGAGGAAUUGGCACAUCCUCUGCGACAUGGGCCAGGCCGUCAAGAGUGCAGGGCUUCCUUUCAUCCUCAGUGCGGACUGGCAAGUCACGCCUGAGGAGCUCAUGGAGAGUGGCUGGGUGGCAGGCAUUGGUGGAGUCGUGGUAGCCCCCAAGCUGGGCACGGUCAGGCCGUCGGAGCGCGUCAUCGACUACUUCGUGAUGUCGCCCUUCCUAGCGGCAGGAGCGCAGCUGACCGUUCUGGAGCACAUCGCGAUCAGUCCGCAUCGUGCAGUUCAGGUUCGGCUUCAGGUGCCUACAGGAUGGACGCCUGACGACAUGGCGGUCGAUCGCGUCCCCUUAGGCCUCGAGGGCCUGGACGCGCUUUGUGAGCUUUUGCAUUUGAUUGAGCUGAGGCCCGACUGGCCCACUGCGUGGGUCAAGGAACCCACGGAGCUCGUGCAGUUGCUUGGCAGCCGCGUGCUUCUUCCUUUCGACAGGUUCCCGCAGCGGCCAGAGGCCGCGCCAGAGCAGUUCUACCUUGGUGAGCGCAGCUCGCUCACUGGGGACUUGUUCGUUGACGGCUCGAUGUAUGACCACGAUGUAGGCAGGAAUGCUCCCCUCGCGGCCACCGACGCCGAGCGCCUCACGGCGUCCCAGAUGAGGGCGGCUCGCGCCGCGCGGCGCCAGGCCUUGGCCAGAGGAUACUGUUUUUUCGAGGCCGCUGGAUUUCAGUUCAGCUCGGUCCUCGUGUUCCUGAGAGCUCGGAGGCGAACCAGUACCCACACCAGCACCGAGGACCCCGCGCCGGGCUCGGUGGCGCCAGUGGCGCAGAUGGAGUACAAGCCGAGCUCUGGCGCCGCAGGGGUGAUGCAGAUGCUCGAGAAGCUGGUCUCGGAGGCGAAGGUGCUCAUGGCGGAGUCCAAGGCCUCCGAGAACCAGGCUCAGAAGGCCUACGAGGACCCGCUGUAG